This is a messenger RNA of Pollicipes pollicipes, 899 nucleotides long. Its product is annotated as ubiquitin-conjugating enzyme E2 Q2-like. NCBI's taxonomy places the organism in Eukaryota, Metazoa, Arthropoda, Thecostraca, Pollicipedomorpha, Pollicipedidae. The coding region runs from base 119 to 790 and encodes 223 amino acids. The transcript is spliced from 6 exons. The record is from RefSeq and is a predicted model, not a curated record.
GCACGGCUCGCCCAGCAGCGCCGACGCCGCCGCCGCCUCCGCCGACGACGGCUUCGACGAGGACGACGACGAGGAGGAGGAGGACGAGGACGAGGACGAUCUGGAGCCCGAUGAGGAUAUGGACGAGAUGCACAUAGAGAUGGAGGAGCCCACCGCCGGCGAUAAGGACCCGGACAAGGAGCUGUGUCCGGAGCACCAGCUGGCGCUGGAGCGUCUGCGACAGCACCACUCACGGGAGCUGACGCGCGGGCCCACCACCGGCGGCAGCGUGCAGGCCACAGACCGGCUGAUGAAGGAGCUGCGCGAUAUCUACAGAUCGGACAGCUUUAAGAGCGGCUCGUUCAAGGUGGACCUGCAGAACGACAGUCUGUACGACUGGAACGUCAAGAUCUACAAGGUGGACCCGGACUCGCACUUAUACAGCGACCUGCGCCAGCUCAAGGACAAGGAGGGCAUCGACCACAUCCUGCUGAACCUGGUGUUCGAGGACAACUACCCGUUCGAGCCUCCGUUCGUGCGCGUCGUGUAUCCGGUGAUGCAGAACGGCUACGUGCUGCUGGGGGGCGCACUCUGCAUGGAGCUGCUGACCAAGCAGGGCUGGACGUCGGCCUACACGGUGGAGGCCAUCAUCAUGCAGAUCACCGCCACCCUGGUCAAAGGCAAGGCGCGCAUCAACCAGGGCGCCUACAAGGGACAGUACAGCCUAUCCAGAGCCAAGCAGUCUUUCAAGUCCUUAGUUCAGAUCCACGAGAAGAACGGCUGGUUCACGCCCCCCAAGGCGGACGGCUAACGGGGCGGCGGCCGGUCCCGCCCGCGGACCCGGCGAGAUCUCCUCCGUGGCGGCCCGCCCGCGCCCGGCCGCGCCGCCUCGUCCGGCGCCGGCGCGCUGACCUCAUUAC